Molecule: messenger RNA, 3026 nt
Organism: Marchantia polymorpha subsp. ruderalis
Lineage: Eukaryota; Viridiplantae; Streptophyta; Marchantiopsida; Marchantiales; Marchantiaceae
Source: the annotation of a GenBank genome assembly
CCUGACUCAUCCGACUUGAUCAGGGGAGGAAGAGUGCAUGCAAUGUCACCACGAGAUGACAUAGUCCGCGCAGUGGCAGCGGACUAUGCAGCGAGACAUGACUCGACUAGACACGACGACGCCACACGGAAUGGCCUGAUCUGAUCUGACCAGAGUCCCGGACGGGACCGGAGCGGGGCCUUGACCUUCACUUCUGUCGACAUAAAUUCCGGCGAUUGCAUAUUUUCUUCUCGAGCUCGGUCGAUUUCGAAUGCUCUGGUUUUUCUUUUCUUUUUUCAUCUUCGCUGAUGAGUCCGAUUGCCACUGAACAUUAUUGUGCUCGUGGAGCUCAAUCCUCUGUUCUGGGUUUAGAGCUGCAACAGCGCGGCCGAUGAUGGUUUAAUGGCGCCAGCCCGUGAGCUUAGCGAUAAUGAGGUAGAUUUCGUCUGAUCGCCCUCAAGAUCUGCGUACCAAUGUGCAACAGAGUUUGACCGCCUGAUGUUCAUGGCGGUAAUGGUUGUUGGUGCUCGGGGUUGAGCCACUUGUUCGUCCCUGAUUCAAAGAUUUCCAGGCGCCUUGGAGAGAAGAUCGUAGUCCUCAGCUCCAGCACCGGAGGGUUUUUUUAUGAACGCAUGCUGAACUAUGACAUGCAAUUGUGCAGCUGAUCUCUCGUCAAGCUGUUCGGUUGGUGGUCUGGGGCCUCCGCUGAAGACAUCAGUGGUCGGGGAAGAUUGUGAGAUUCGUGCAAGUUUCCCGCUGUUCGGGUCCUGGAGAAGGGCCCUCGGAUCGUUCUGGAAGGUGCAGGGGAAUGGAGAAGCUGAGGUGACAGAGAAAGAGGGCUGAAUGGGAUGGAAGACGAGGCUUCCACUUCCGAGUGAACAACUUUCGUACGCCGCUCAGUGCGAGCCAAUUUAGGGUGCUGUCAACAUGGAAGAGGCUAAUCCAGCGUCCUUUUCUCCUCUUUCUUCUUUGAUUUCUUUGUACUCCUCGGUGUGUGGCUAUUUCUGCCGGUGGUUCCUCCGGAUACUCGCAGUCGGUCCAAUCCCCGAGCAUAUUGCAAUCAUUAUGGACGGGAACAGAAGAUACGCCGAUCGAACCCGAAUAAAUCGGUCUAUGGGUCACCUUCAUGGCUACGAUCGCCUGAUCGGCACCUUGGAGAACUGCCUGCAGUUGGGAGUGAAAUAUGUCACAGUUUAUGCCUUCAGCAUUGACAAUUUCCAGAGGCCUGCGGAUGAAGUCAGUGCGUUGAUGAAUUUGAUGGAAGAGAAGCUGGAUCAUCUGUGCAACAGUAGUCGUCUGACCAAAGAGUUUGGGGUGAGGGUACAAGUUCUAGGAGAUCUCUCACUAUUGCCUAGCAAUGUGCGUGCAGCUGCCGAGCGAGCGAUGGUGGCCACCAAGCAAAAUAGGUCAGUUGUUCUCAACAUAUGUGUGGCUUACACCUCCACAGCAGAAAUAGUGCAUUCCAUUCAAGAGAUUCGCGAUAGAUUUUGUACAUCAUUGUCACGGUCGGUCCUCGAUAAUGCCAAAGACUCCACCCACGAUUGGUCUGCACAAGCUGAAAGUGGUGACUGGAAUGUCCUCUACAAGCCAAAGCAGGAUUAUCGACCUGCAGUCAACAACGACUAUCAGCACAGUAGAGAAAUUGAUGCUUUGUGUUCGAAGUCCAGUCCCGUACAUCUUGAGGUGAGGAACAAAGAAAGGACUGAUUAUGUACUACAUGAAACAAUGAGCAACAAGACUCCAGCUGUAUGUUCGGAAAGUAGAUUACGGAGUAGGAAGAAUGGCCGGGUUCGUGACGAGGCUUUAGGGUCGCAGGCAACAUUGGAGAAUGGCUCCAGGAAAGGGGAGGAGCCGCCGAGUAGAAUGGUCAUAGGGCAUACUUUCUUUAGUGAGCAACUUCCGGUUAGUGAAGUUACAGACGAAUCAGAGAAUUGGGAAAGUAAGAAGGUACUGCCUUUAAAUUUAGACUUUAUUACUGUCAAAGAAAUUGACUGUCAUCUUUAUACAGCAGGCUGUCCACCGCCUGACAUACUCAUUCGGACGUCUGGAGAGACUCGAUUAAGCAAUUUUCUUCUUUGGCAAUGCGCUGCAAGUCAUCUAGCGUUCUGUAAGGUUUUAUGGCCAGAAUUUAGCCUCAGGCACUUGAUUUGGAUCAUCCUUGAUUAUCAAAGAUCAAUUGCUGACCUUGAGAAACAACGUAGAUUGGAAGAGGAAUUACUGUCCUAAAAAGUUCCCUAGAAUCAGUUUUGACAAGAUUAGGUUAGGUUGAGUGCUGUUAUGUAUAUCAAGGCUAAACUGGUCUUCUUGUAAUGUGCCGGUUUAUGUACUAGCAAGUUUUUGAGUCUCAGCUUUCACAUGGCAUAUCAGGCUUCGUCCGAGCACAGCCUUAUGAAAAGCUUUUCGUUUCGAAGAUGAACGCUAGCCGGCAGAGAUGUUGACAAAACCAGGGGAACGAGAGAGCAAUUACGGCGCUAGUUGUAUUGAGUAUCACUGAAUACUAAUGAUCCACCCAACGUUUUUGAUAGGACGUGGCCUUGUGGCACUCACUUGUAAAUUACUCAGCUGUCUUGCAGCCCCCAGGGUUCAUGGGACAGAAAUUUUUUUCCAUUCUCUUCGCUGUUCAUUAGUGGAACAUCUGAAAGGCUUCUGGUUCUAUUUUCACUGAGACCAAUUUCCUACAGCUUGCAGUUUUACAUUCUGUAAAUUACAUCAAUUCUUGAAUAGCUUGUAUAGCCCAACACCUUACCUCGUCCGACAUCUCUGCAACUGUAUUUGGAAUGCAUAUAUUGUGUGAGAUAUGACCUGCUUUAGUACUCAGAGUUAGUCUUGUUAUUUACUCAGCUGUCUCGCAGGCCCAAGGGUUUAUGUGACAGAAAAAAUUAUCCAUUUUCUUCGCUGAUUCAAUAGAAGAACACCUGAAAGCCGAAAGAGGAGUCUGGUUGUUCAGUUAGACCAAAUGUUUACAACUUGCUGCUUUACUUUUUGUAAAUUACACCAUAUUAUUGAACAGCUUGUUCAGUAAAGUAUAUACCGUACCUGGUCCGCCA